CUCCUCCUUUGCAACAGUGAAAUCCUCUGACUGCCUUUGCUCCAGCGUGGGUGGAUCUCUGGUUCCUGGUGGUCUCUGCCGUGGUCCAGCAGCAUCACACCCCAAUGGGCUGCCCCAUCCCAGACCCUCAGCCCCUGACUGGAUCCCAGCCUCCUGCCUCCGCUUACCUUGGGCUGACCUGAGGGUACUGGGAGCGGUGGAGGUGGCACAGGAUGAGGCAACAUGACACAACAUGGCCCAGCGUGCCAGGGCAUGGCCACUGAGCUGGCAGCAAGAGGAGUGCAGGGGUGGGGACAGGGCUGUGCUUCCUCUGGGCAGAGGCAGGAGGUGGGGUUAUCCCUUUGCUGGUCCUGGGGAGCUGGUCUGACAGGAACUGGAGAGGCAGUGGGGUGCAGCAGGCGGGAGGUUCUGCUGACCUAGUCCUGGUCCUGUCCAGCCAUGUGGGAACUUGGAUGGAUCCAGCUGCUGCCCCAGGGGCUGAGGGCAGGGCGGGCACUGAGAGGCUCUGAUGGCCCCAUCCCAGCCUGGUAAAGAUGUGCCAAGAUGGCUACCGCGAUCCCAGCGGCCACCAAAGGCUUCUCAUGAAAACGGGCCUCAUCCUCCUCAUCGUCGGGCACCUCAACCUCAUCACCGGCGCCUUCGUGCACGGCACCGUGCUGCGGUUCGUGGCCGCGGGCCGGGACGCGCUGUCGCUGCACUGCACCGUCGCCAACGCCGCCUCCGGCAUCUGCGCGCUGCUGACCAUCUCCUGUGGAAUAGCCGCUCUCACGCUGUCCCGCUGCCUCGCCCCCGCCGCCCUCAAAUGGAUGCUCUUCGCCCUGAGCACCAGCAGCAGCCUGUGCUGUGUGUGCUGCCUGCUGGCUCUGGCCGUCUCCGUGGGGCUGACGCUGGGCAGCCAGGGCCGGGUGCUGCUGGCGCCCUGCGCCGACUCCCGCCAGUGCCCCUUCGAUCCCUCCCGUGUCUAUAGCUCCACGCUGUCCCUCUGGGCCAUCUCCCUCCUGCUCGACCUGGUGCAGAUUGUCUUUGGCAUCCGCUGCCUCCUGCUCACCGUCGCCCUGCUCCGCCUCGGCUGCUGCUGCCGCGGGCUGCGCCGGAGGAAGGUCUCCUUGCCAGCAGCCCCCACGGAGGCCCCCAACCCCGGGCAGUGCCUGGGCUUGCUGAGGCUGGACAGCAUGGAAACUGCCUGGCUCUGAGCAGGGCUCGAGGGAUGAUCCUGUGGAUGUGCCCUGGCCAACCCUGUCCCAUCCCAGUGCCCACAGCCCCACAACUAGACCCAUCUGCCCCCCAGCCCAGCUAUUGCAUGGACAUUUCUCCUGGAUGCCGCCAGCCAAGACCCAUGAGCCCAUCCCCAUGGCUUCUGGUCAUCUGGGGCUGCAGUGAGGGAGGGAAUUGGGCUGAAUCCAGACACCUCAGGGAGGAACUUUCCCCCGGGCACCACAGGGCACCCCUGGCCCCUUUCCCACCACUGACUGCACUG
Messenger RNA from Colius striatus (speckled mousebird), 1477 nucleotides. RefSeq names its product transmembrane protein 54 (gene TMEM54). Lineage: Eukaryota; Metazoa; Chordata; Aves; Coliiformes; Coliidae. Bases 534 to 1193 code for a protein of 219 amino acids. The transcript has 7 exons. The record is from RefSeq and is a predicted model, not a curated record.